Molecule: messenger RNA, 1100 nt
Organism: Punica granatum (pomegranate)
Lineage: Eukaryota; Viridiplantae; Streptophyta; Magnoliopsida; Myrtales; Lythraceae
Source: RefSeq, a predicted model, not a curated record
CAGACAGGAACUUAUUAUGGAAUUGAAGGUCUGAGUAAUUUCUCGAAGUAAUCGAAAGUUUUGAACUUUGGGAUUUGGAAAGUGAAAAAUCUCAAGCAAGAACAAAAUGCAGGGAGUGGGAGUGGGAGCUGGAGCUUCUUCAGGGGCAGCAUCACUGCAUCUGUCAUCACCCAUUUCUUCUUCAAGAAUCAACAAUCUCAGCAUUCGUUUCCAAUUCCACAACGGACGGCAAUUUUUUUUAAGCCGCCGCCGCUCCAUUUCUCCUCUGUCCAUUGUCCUGCCACUGCCAGCUCAGUUCACUGUGACUGUCAGGGCUGCUUCUUCAGUUGGAAGCCAACAGUAUGCAGAGGAACCAGCAACUAAAGUGAAGUUCUCAACAUCCUUAACAUUAGCGGGUUGCUCGAGUCCAUUAUCAUUGAUUGGAACUGGAUACAGGGAGAAAGUUUUUGCAAUCAUCGGCGUGAAGGUCUACGCUGCAGGAUUUUACAUGAAUCCAUCAUUAUCUGCUAAGUUAGAUUCUUGGAAAGGGAAAUCAGCAUCCAGUAUUCACGGAGAUGGAUCCUUGUUUAGCUCCAUUUUUCAAGUUUCUCUAGAGAAAUCGUUGCAGAUCGUUCUUGUCAGAGAUGUCGAUGGUAAAACAUUUUGGGAUGCUUUAGAUGAAGCCAUCUCUCCGAGAAUCAAAACACUCACUUUUGUUGAUGAGUCUGCUCUCUCCACUUUCCGUGACAUUUUUCAAGGACGGCCUCUUAACAAAGGAACCUCCAUAUUCUUGACUUGGUUGGACAAAUCUAAAAUGCUUGUUUCUGUUUCAUCUGAUGGACUACCGUCUGAAGUGGAUGCUGAAAUUGAGUCAGAGAAUGUGACCUCGGCUCUUUUUGAUGUGUUCCUCGGAGAUCCUCCGGUUUCUCCCUCCCUGAAAGCUUCUGUUGUUGUUGGUCUAGUAAAGAUCCUAAACUAGUUCCCUAUACUCAGAUUUGUUCGUUAUCGGUUUAAUUAUCAAUUUGGCAUGUUUUAGCUUCAGCUGUCUCGAUAAUAUUUUGCUUUUUUGGCUUUAACCAUCUCAAGUCUGUGGUUUGUCAAAUAAAGAAAGAAUUGAAGCA